UGUGGGUUAAAGGAUGUAGCGUGGCAGUGCUGAGAACGGGAGGGCAUGUAGACCGUUUGCACUGCAACCAUCUUUGAGAUGCGUGCUUUAGUUCAACAGUGAUAAACAUGUAGAGAGGUUACCCCAGAGUAGACCUCUUAUGCCCUCAUUAAUGAAUUGACAUAACAAAACAUACUUCAAAAAUAGGACUGCUAAAAGCAAUCAAUCUUUACACGCUAAUCGCUUAAUUGGUUUUUUUUUAAUGUCUUUAAGGCAUGCGUUUCUUCCAUAAAAUGUAAUUGCUAUUUAAAUUCCGAUUAUUGUGACGACAUGGUUGUAAAUUUACAAGGCACUCCCGGAGACAAAGACUGUGUUGAGACCAUUGAUGUCAAAACUUGUUUCGCCCCAAAUAUUUAUGAGCUGGUCAUUUCUUGCAAACGGUCAUAAAAGUUGGACUUCGAUCAUGUAUAUUUCUGUGCAACGAUAAUUUGGGGGUAAUAAGUAAACAUGCACAACCCCCUUAUCGCUUAUAGUGGCAGAUAUCAAUGGCUACAUCCACAAAGUUACGCCAGCCCACUGACAGAUUAUCUCCGUUGUUAUUAGCAUUUGUGACUUAUCUUGGAAUAAAAUACCACAACCGUUUGCCUUUCAUCAGCUUUCUUUGGAACUAAACAAUAAAUAAAAGCACAUUACGAGUGAAGAAACAUUUACGGAUACAUACACUAAGUAACAGUGCAUGGGAAUGGAUUUUUAGCGAAGGAAAUUUUGUGACGAACAGCUACAAACUGUGAAUGACAACACCACAUCUGAUAGUUGAACUUCAUAAACGAAUCGUUGAAGUUGGCAUCAAUUCUCUACUGUAGUUAUCGGGUAAAAAGCACAACUGACAUAAAGCAACGCAAUGGAAUCCAUUCGCGAACCGGUACCCUCUUGUCUCGACCCGCAACGACGAUACCAAAGUAUGUUGGCAACGGUCAGUCUUCUCAAUCAGGCGCGGAAGAGAAGACGAAGAAAUCUAGCAACUUCCCUUCAACUUCCCAACCCGCUCGAUACGUCAUCAUCAUCAUCCAUAAUUACGCCAUCCCAGGACAAAAGACCAUCUCUCGACAGCAGAAACCCUACCGAAAAUGCUAAAACCAAAUGGCAGACGGCAGUGGGUAAAAUCAGGAGCAACUCCAACGGUUUUGAGCAAGAAGGUGCUGAUGGACUGAGAACUCCUGCCAAAGACGCAACAGCCGUCGGCAUGACGACAGCCGACAUGGCCUUGAGAAGACAAAACUUUAGGAAGUGGAGAAAUGACAGAAAGAAAGCACUCUACCACACGUUCCGUCGAGUUGCUUGGCUUGCUAUCUUGGUCCGACGUAUAUGCCGUAUGCACUACAUCGAAGCCAGCGACACGGCUGACCUUUCAUUCGCCCAGGUAUCUUCGUCACGUGACAGCAUUGACGUCAUGUUUGACGUCACACAAUUCAAAGCAAAGAAACAGAAACUGCUCUCUCAAGAGGCCAGGAGAAUACUUCAGACCCCGCCCGAGGAACGAACUCCACAAGAUAUACAUUACUUGCAAAUUGCAAUCCGUGCGUUGAAAGCUAUUGCAGCAUACCCUGUACGCAUGCAGAAGAGUCUGGCAGCGGUGAGUUGGUGUGAGGCCUACGGACCAACCCGCGUCAUUGUAAGGGAAGGACAUAAACCACGAUCGUUCUACUUCAUAUAUUCUGGUUCAGUCGUGGUAACAGUGAUGGAACCGGGCAGAUUAACACAACGCACCGUAGCCAUCUUGAAAAGAGGAGACAGCUUUGGUGAGUUGGCGAUAUUAAAUGAUGGCAAACGAACUUCUACCGUCACAGCCCGCGAAGAUCUACAACUUCUCGUCAUUUCAGCUCAGGAUUUUAUGAAGAUCUUUAUGUCAGGAGGAGUGAAAAGACUUACCGACCCGGACCAUUUAGCCUUCAUAAGAAGCAUUGAUUUCUUGAAAGGGUGGCCGAUACAAAUGUUGGAUCUACAUCCAAAACAAUGCGUCUUCAAUUUCUUCAGGAGAGACACAGUUCUGGUGAGGGACAGCAAAUAUUCCGACUGGAUCUACAUAGUGAAAUCGGGAAGUUGUUCGGUCGUGAUGAGACUCAGCAAGGCCAACGCCGAUAAGAAUUCCUCUAGGCAUGUAACAAAGACAGAAGCAAAACUGAGUGCAGUCCUGAGCAGCUGCGAGCAUGGCGCCCAUUACGUUACACCAUCCCGUCACGAAGCUAGGCUCGUCAGGAAGGAGAACUCGUUCCUUCGCAAGAAGGUGCGCCUCCUACAAAGGACCAGACCAUCCCUGGUUCACCGUGGGCUGGACCUGCCGCUACUGAGGCAACCAGACGGGGAGCACGGCCACGCGGACGUGGAGACGACUGAGAUGGAGACUAAAGUGUUAAGGAGAAUCAUGCAGGCAUCAAUAACGGAAGAUGGAGGAGAUUUGAGAGGAAGAAAUGAAAAGAGGAGCAUCAAAGAUGAGACGGAGACAGCACUUGAAAUAGAGAAAGAUGCAACAGAUGAUGUAGAAGAUGAACACCAGAGGGCGCUCUACGGACCUCGUCGCACAUUUGCAGAUGAUCUGAACGCCCAUCUAGUUAAGCCAGUUUCGAGCUACGAUUCAGAUGCAUCGCCUGUAUUUGUCUGUGUCCGAAUACUGGUCAAAGGAGGCGCUUUCGGAUUGUCGGAGCUUAUGUUCAGUGAUCAACCCAGUGUGAGUCUGAUAAGUAAUGGAGCGGAAUGUGUGGUCAUCUCCAAGCAGUUUUUUCUUGAACACGCGCCAGAGCACCUCAUCCAUCAAACCAGACUAAAGGUUACACCGUAUGGCAGCGUAGACGAACUCCAGGGCAACUUCGAGAAAGAGCUCACAUGGAAACAUUAUCGGGACGCCACGCUGCGAAAAACAGUCAACAAACUUCGGUCAGAGAGGGCGGCAUUGAAUAAACUAAGUCACUCGUUCUAGCAUUAUUUAACUUGCAUGGGAGAACUUCCAAUAAUCAGUGUUCAUACUCCUCUCGGUUUAGCUCGAUGUUGGCAAGAGUCCACACCGACAUGUUAAUGUUUUGUUAUUGGUCAUUGGUUGAGCGUUUUCGUGACUUCGGUUGGCUGGAGUGACGUCACUGUUCCGACCAAAACCGAACCAAGGCCAAGUGUCGGUUACGGAGUGCAUUUCAAGAUGGCGGAAAGAUAAAUACACGAUAUCAACCUCGUCUUCAGUGUUUACUUUAUUUCCAACCUCGUUUCCAAUAGUAAGCCCUGGAUAUAGGAAACUUUCUUCCUGUAUCCUGAUUCGAUACUGCAAUUUGCUAUUAAUGCAUUUAUAUCGUGUAGGCUACUUGGUGUUGUUAUUUUCAACGUGUACUACGUGUUUUCACGAUCAAUGUAAUUAUAACGUCCACGCCUUAUCAAAAAUACUCUUUUCUUUUCCAAUUUGCUCAUAUUAAUAUAAAAUGCGACACUUUAGAAUUUUUACUUUGAAAACAAUCGUGUUUUCGUAACUCAGCUCACGGCGCGAAGAAUGGAUGCUGUUUUUACCCCAGACACCGCAUACAAAAACAAACGCCAAUG
This is a messenger RNA of Patiria miniata (bat star), 3558 nucleotides long. RefSeq names its product cyclic nucleotide-binding domain-containing protein 2-like. The transcript is spliced from 17 exons. Lineage: Eukaryota; Metazoa; Echinodermata; Asteroidea; Valvatida; Asterinidae. The coding region runs from base 881 to 2953 and encodes 690 amino acids. The record is from RefSeq and is a predicted model, not a curated record.